AUGCAGGGUCAAUCAUCGAGCGGCAACAACAAUGCAGCGGUUCCGGCCGCUGUUGUGUCGUGGGAGUACCUUGACAUGACGUGGAUCACGUAUGACCACGCGACGCAGCGUCAGAUUGAGGAUGCCUAUCUUCAGUACACGAAUGGCACUUUAUCGCACGGCAAGUGCGACCUGACCCAUGGCAGCUUUUUUGCCGGCCAACCGAACACUUACGAAGUUAUCUUCAUGACGAUGGAGCAAAGGAACAAAUCGACCAACAAUCGGCGCGCCGUUCGUCGCUUGAUUCGCCCCAGCACCAGUGCCAACCUCACACACGAAAUGUGGGAGCUCACGGACAAUCACCAGUACCAGUACGAGGACAAGGGGAACUGGUUCAACUUUGAUCCCUGGGCCAACCUGCAGCUCUAUCACACGCCAACCAACGUGGUGAUUCUCAACAGCGGCGACUACGAGUUUUUGUUUCCCCGCCACCGCGUUGACAAGGCGCACGGCACCCAAUUCACCACCUUCAGCAGUGAGCAACGCAGAAUCCGCCUGGUCCGCAUGCAAAUUCCGUCGCCGCAAGCAGACGACGUUCCCACGGCGGCCCUCAAAGGCCUGGGCCUUGGUGCCACAGGGGCCGCAGGGGCCCCAACCACGGCCUCAACCACGGCCACGGGCAUAGCAGCGACUGCUGCCUCUGCUCCGCCGGACAUUGAGGAAGCUGACAGUGGUGGUGGUGGUGGUCGGGUCAGAGAGAUUUUAAGCAAGGACCCACGCUCCGCUUGCCCCACCUGGAGGGCGCAGACGACCCACAUCUUGAAAAGCCUUGCAGAAAUACCUUUUGAUCCUGUGUCCCAAGCCACUCUUGACGCUUGCCACCAAGGCGACCAAUGCUGCAUUUGUCUGGAAUUCUUUUCGGAAGCAGGCGCGAGCCAUCGGGAGCCUUGCCCCGGUGACCCGACGGAUGGGUCAGAAAUGGACACCACCGACCUCAAUGACGAGGAGUAUUAUUCAUCGGUGUCAUCGCACCCAGAAAUAGUGCUGCGCUUUCCCUGCUCACACCUUUUCCAUGGCAACUGCGUUUUGCCAGGCAUCAAGAACCAGUCGUUCCGUUGCUACGUGUGCAGUGCCGUCCACGGCAAGCCUCUGACCGGCAACCAGCCCCCUGGAGAAAUGCGAGUGCACCUUUCGCAGCAACCUCUCCCAGGCUUUGACUCGGUUGGCCACUACAUUAUCGACUACGAGUUUCCCCCUGGCCUUCAGGGUCCCGAGCAUCCCACGCCGGGUGCCUACUUCAAUGGCGAUCGAAGGCGCGCAUACCUGCCAGCCACAGACAAGGGUCUCGAGACUCUCAAGCGCUUGAAGACGGCCUUCGAACGGCGCCUGACCUUCACCAUUGGCUUGUCUCUGACACUGGGCCCGAGAGCUGGAGAGCGUAUCAUUUGGAACGGCAUCCAUCACAAAACAAGCCUUUCCGGCGGUGCCUUUGGGUUUCCAGAUCCGACCUACUUUGAGCGCGUCGACGAGGAGCUGCGUGCUUUUGGCAUUUAA
Monosiga brevicollis MX1 is the source of this 1533-nucleotide messenger RNA. RefSeq lists its product as uncharacterized. NCBI's taxonomy places the organism in Eukaryota, Choanoflagellata, Craspedida, Salpingoecidae. Gene Ontology annotation, biological process: protein ubiquitination; Notch signaling pathway. Bases 1 to 1533 code for a protein of 510 amino acids. Gene Ontology annotation, cellular component: nucleoplasm. Gene Ontology annotation, molecular function: ubiquitin protein ligase activity; zinc ion binding. The transcript is spliced from 3 exons. The record is from RefSeq and is a predicted model, not a curated record.